UUACUUUUUUAUUUAUUUUUUAUUUUUCGGCUUUGUGUUGUGUGGGGUAUUUUGGCGCGCUUUUUCUUUGUGUGUGAAACAACAGCGGCUGGUGUUGCAGUGGCUGACGUUUAUGCGUCGCUACCGCUGACAUCCCUGCUGGUUGUGCAGAAGGGCAUUUAUGUAAACCAACAACGGCUAGUGUUGCAGUGGCUGACGUUCAUGCGUCGCUACCGCUGACAUUCCCGUUAGUUGUGCGGAAGGGUAUUUUUGUUGUUAUACAACAGUGGCUGGUGUUGCACUGGCUGACGUUCUGCGUCGCUACAGCUGACAUCCCCGCUGGUUGUGCGAAAGGGUAAUUUUGUUAUACAACAGUGGCUGGUGUUGCAGUGGCUGACGUUCUGCGUCGCUAUUGCUGACAUCUCUGACGGUCGGGAAUAGAAUAAUUUGUAGACCAAAAAUAAAUAAAUAGAUAAAAAUAAAUUGGCAGUCAUUUUAUUUCGUUCUUCGUCGAGUUCGCCUUCUGGAUAUCGUUUUCUUCAACUGAAAAGUGGAUUACAUCUUCUCGUGGAUUUCGUCAACUAUUGCUGCAUUCUGGAAUUGAAUUACCUGAUAUUCUUGCCUUGGAUUGAAAUUUGAAUCUCGUGGCCGUAACUGUACAGUCUACUUAAUUCUCCAUGCUCUACUCACUCUGAACUCUUGUUUUGUCAGUGCAUUGAUGCUCUAAGUUAGAGUGUUGCAGGCUUGCAGCAUCAUAGUUACAAAAACAACUUGGUCGUCAACGUCAUACGUCAACAUCAAUUUAUUCAAGGUCAAUUUGAUAAUGAAAAUGGUUAAUACUGCUAGCUAGCAUUACAUCUCAGGCUCACAUAAGGAGAAUGCGUCGGGAGGCAUAUCAAAACGUGGAGGUUGCUAAUUUGUCUCAGUUUCAAGUUGAACGUGACAUCAACAGUAUUUGUGAACCAGUAUUUCAAGACUACACUAAAAGAAGUUUGGAAUUUUUAAAAAUCCAAUUUCGAGAAAUGACUGCAAAAAUCGACGAUCUUUUGGACUCGAGACCGAAACCGUGUAUUUGUACAAUACAAAGAAUCGAAGAAAAUGAACAGCAAUUCCUUUUGCAUUUGGAUUCGUUCGAUGCUAUUGAACAUCUUGAAAAUUCAAUGAAGGACCAACAAUCUCGACAACAAAUGAUCCUUUUGCUGCUCCGUAUCGGUGGAAUAAAUCUCCAGAAAACGGUUUAUGCAAUAAUGGAAAAGUUAUUCUCAUACGAAAUUGGAACUAAGUUCACUUGGACGGGAAAAUCCUCAAAAGGAAUCGAGAAAGCUAAAUUUUCUGAUCUGAAGAAUAUCUAUGCUGCAAUCUCUGGUGCCGUCCUCGGUAACAAAGACCUUGCUGGUGAUGAGAAAACUACAGUUAAAGUGCAGUAUCAAGUAAUAACCGAGUGGCUUCGUCACUGUCAGCAGAAUUUGAAAAGUCAAAUGUAGUUGAUGAAUAAAUAAAACAUUUGAAAAAUG
Daphnia magna is the source of this 1493-nucleotide messenger RNA. RefSeq lists its product as uncharacterized. The coding region runs from base 858 to 1463 and encodes 201 amino acids. The record is from RefSeq and is a predicted model, not a curated record. NCBI's taxonomy places the organism in Eukaryota, Metazoa, Arthropoda, Branchiopoda, Diplostraca, Daphniidae. The transcript has 6 exons.